Molecule: messenger RNA, 1923 nt
Organism: Ostreobium quekettii
Lineage: Eukaryota; Viridiplantae; Chlorophyta; Ulvophyceae; Bryopsidales; Ostreobiaceae
Source: the annotation of a GenBank genome assembly
AUGAAGGCCAAGGGCGCGGAGGAGACCGUGUGCCAAGACGCGGCGGAUCUGAAGGCCAAGGGCAACAACUUGUUCGCCUCCGGGGACUACGCCAAGGCGCUUGAGGUCUACGACGAGGGGCUGAAGAAACUCAAGGACAAUGGGGCCGAGGCGGCGAUCCUGCACAGCAACAAGGCGGCCUGCUACAUCCAGAUGAAGAGAUUCAAGGAUGCGGACAGGAGCUGCUCGGCGGCAUUGGCGGCUAGUCCCGGGAAUGCGAAGGCCUUGGUGCGGAGGUCUAGGGCGUACGAGCAGCAGGGGCUGUACAAGCAGGCGCUGGCGGACAUUCAGCAGGUUAAUCGAGGGGAAUCCGCGUCGGCUGAGACCAAGGAGGCGGAAAAGAGGCUCAAGGACGUGUUGGCCGGGCGGCGGAAGGGCGUGGCGGACAUUGGGCCAAGGGGGAUGGGCAAGGCCGGCGGGCGGUGGCCGCGGAUGGCGUAUUUCGCGGCCAAGUGCGUGUUGGAUGAUGAGGCGAGGAUGAUCCACCUGGCCCACGGGACGUCCUACGCCGAGCUGCUGGCAAUGGUGAAGGCCAAAUUCCCAUCAUCUGGCCCCGUGGCAUUGAAGUACGUGGACAAGGAGGGGGACCUGGUGACCAUUGGCGAGAGGGCGGACGUCAGUGCCGCCAUCGCGGAGAGCGUGGCGGCGUAUGAGAAGCAUCUUGGGGGCGGCCACGGGCCGAGAUUGCCGCCCCAGAUUCCGCCCAUCAAGAUUCAUCUGUUCCGGGUGGCUUCAGAGGAUGAAGUGCCCAAGCCGCCGGAGGUUGAGGUGGCAGAGAGGGCCCAGGCGCUGGCGGUGCAGAAGAGCUUGGCAGCGAGGGCAGCUGGGAGGGCGGGGGAGGAGGAUGGGGUGGGUGAGAUCGACGAUUGGCUGCUGGACUUUGCCAAUCUGUUCAGGGAGAGUCUGGGCAUCGACCCCGACAGGCACGUGGAGAUGCAUAAUGUUGGCGUGGAGAAGUGCCAGCGGGCGCUGGAGGCCUCCGUGCAGAGCAAGGAUGCGCUGCCCAUCUUCGACGAGGCGGCCGAGAAGUUCAAGGAGGUGACCUGCGUGGGGCUGCUGAACUGGGGGAACGUGCACCUGUGCGUGGGGCACAAGCUGGCGGGCGAGGCUGCGAUGGCAGGGACGCCCGCUUCGUCCGUUGAGGCUGAGGUGCUGGGCUUCUUCGACAAGGCCCAGGGGCGCUACGACGAGGCCAUGGCCCUGAAGGACGAUUUCUAUGACGGGAUCUUGGCAUUGGCUCAGCUGGAGUUCGAGCGCGCGAAGGUGAAGGUGGGAUUGAUAAUCGAGCCCCCGGUUGCAUCCGCCUCUGGGGAGGGAGCUGAGGAGGCCGACUUGAACAGCGCCGCGGCGCUCAAUGAGGCGAUGAAGAAGGCGCUCGGAAGGGUGGACACGGCAAAGGUGGCGGAGGUGCAGCCGCUCGUGGACAAGUGCUGGGAGCUGUACAAGAAGGGAGUGAAGCUGGGUGAGGAUCUCGAUGCGCAGAGCGAGAAAGAAAAAGAGAAGAAGGCAGAGGCAGGGAGCAAACCUGCGGAUACCCGGGUCGAUCGCACGGCGGAGGGCGUGGACGAGCCAGGCCUGCAGACCCAUGCACUGGUGAUGUGGGCCAAUGUCCAGUUUGAGUACUCACAGAUUUUGGCGGUGUCAGGGGGGGAGUGGCGGCCAAUGUUGGACGAUGCUGUGGUGAAGUUCCGGAAGGCUGGGUGCAACGAGAGAGACGUGAUACAGGCGCUGAAGAGUCACAUCAGGUCGGAGGAGUUGGACAUCCCGGAGCCUCCGGAAGAGGCGGCAGAGGCCAAGGCCAGCGCUGCCACAGCGGAUGGCUCACCACCUGUCAAGGGGCUGCCAUCUCUGGGAUCCAAGCCAACGAAAAAGGCCCAAAACUGA